Lolium perenne is the source of this 1624-nucleotide messenger RNA. The record is from RefSeq and is a predicted model, not a curated record. NCBI's taxonomy places the organism in Eukaryota, Viridiplantae, Streptophyta, Magnoliopsida, Poales, Poaceae.
UGGUGAGCAGCCAAGUCCACACCUACCUGAGAGGGACCCCAGCGUGAGUCCACCAUCUCGAGAUCCUCCGCGUAAGACAGCGUCCGUUAAGCGGAACGGUACGCCGCCUAGGAAGAAAGCUAGAAAGGAGAAACAACUGCCGCCUCCUGAGAAGUUACCUUGGGAAAAAACUCCAGAGGAAAACGCGGAGGCCGUUCAGGCCGAGGUGAAGAAAUUUUUUGCACCGAAAGUGCCAGAGAUACCUUUCGAGAAGACACUAGAUCGGGAGAAAGUUGUGCGUACCGUUGACAAUCUAUAUGACCCUGUACCAUCGCCGCCAUCUGACUAUGCGCGUUCUAUUGAAAGGUCGUAUGACAAGAUGAUCGAGGCGACAAAACCCGUUAAAUCGGGUAUCAGGGAGAUAAAAGGGAUACACAGUGUCUACCAGCUCGGACAACAACCCGUUCAAUCGGUCGCCCCUCUCAAGGUGUUUGACGGGAAGACCGUUCAAAGUUCUCGACAAGACGCAACUGAUUACGCCUUUGCUGAACGAGCAUAUCAGUUUGUUCAAGGGAAAGAUUUGGUCGAGAAUCUCAGGAAGGUACCAACAUGUAUGCGUAACUUGCAUUCGUGGUACCUUAAGGCCUCAAAGGAAGGGAUCCAGACUAUCAUGGUGCGAGUUAGGGAAGAGCACUACUUCCAGGAGUACUGUGUGAACGUUGACUUCGCCGAACUCUUUCAGUUAUACAAUCUCCGGGCCCUCGACAAAUCAAUCAUCAGUUGCUAUUGUCUGUAAGUGAUUUAUUUAUUUAAUUUGAGAAGUCGUUCAUUGUCUGCAGAUUAUAAUCUUUUGUGCGCUAUAUUAUGCAGAUCGAAGAUGCUCGAAUGCAAAAGGGACGAUAUCACAGACAUUGGGUUCAUUGACCCGAACACAAUGCAUGUCAAAACCAUAGACAAUCCCCUCUAUAACAAGGAUACACCGCAGACUUUGCUAAGGUUUUUGAAGCGACAACGUGACAAAAAGCUAAUACUUUGGCCUUACAACUUCGAGUUUCACUUUAUUCUUCUCGUCAUCAAUUUGGAAAUUGGAGAAGUUGAAGUCUUGGACUCACUAACCAAAGAAAAGGAUCUAUACGUGUCUUGUUUUUUAAUGCUCAGAAGCGUAUGGCAAACUUUCAUCAAGGAAGAUACGUCCCGUGAAUGGCCACCGAAGCUGCGAUGGCGUGCGAAAAAAUGCCCGCAACAACCUCCGGGGACCGAUCUCUGUGGAUUCUUCGUUUGCGAGUACAUCCGCAGAAUUGUCAACGAGAGAACGAAUAAUGAAAGAAAUAAAGAGUUGGCAAGAAAGCGGAACAAGCUCUCAAUCGAUGACCGCUUCAUAGCAAUAGGCGAGGAAUUGGCGGGAUUUUUCCUUCGGGACGUCAUACCACAACUCGCAGAGCACCACUAUGAAUGAAGAUGUACAUGUUACAUAUAUAGUUGACUCGAAGAGUACCACUAUGCUACAUGUAAUAGACAUAUAUAGAGUACGCCUCGGAGAGCACCACUAUGCAUGAAGAUCGAUCUUCAUGCAUAGUGCUACUUAAUUUGCGAUCUUAUGCAAUAACAUGUGUGUUAUAUUAUAUGCACCAACUUGCUAUGCAUC